AUGGCUGACGAGCUUUUCGCCCACAUUGCUGCUGGUGAAUACGUCGCCGUGCUCACCUCUGAGCCCGCGCGCAUCCUCAUCCGGGACCUCGUCCGCAGCCUAAAAACUUCAGGGGUUAGCGACAAUAAUGCAUCACCAAGUUCUAGCAUCUUGACUCCGGCACAGACUGCUGCUAUCGGUCUAGCUGCCCUGAACGCCUUCUUGCAGCUGAACGUUACAGGACCUGUUUUGGAGCAGGCGCAUGCUGUCGAGUCUAUUUUCCAAAAGGAGUUCAGCGCCGACGGAUCCGAGCCUGGGAAUGCAGGCGGCAAAAGGAAUAUUCGCGAUCUGUGCCUCAAGUCGCUCGAUGUCGACGGUGUAGCAGUUUACCCCUAUAUACCGAACAUAGAGCUCUUCUCUCUGGCCAGACAUGCUCUCAUCACCCAUUCCUGCCAUUUGGAUACCGAGAUAAAAGGACUGUCCGACCCGGCGUUGCGCACUUCGUCGUGGUUGAGGUUGCGCUUGCUGGUAUGGCACCACAAGCUGUUUAUACAUCCCUCUGUCGGCGCCGGAUCCAACUUCAACAAGGGUUCCCAAUGGACCGAUCUGCCGACACUAGAGCAGCAGAUCAGGGAAGCACUCGCCGAGGCUGACGAGAAUGUUUUGUCAUCGCCAUCAUCGAUUGUCUUUACCACUGAGCAAAAAGUUCAGUUCCUCCUGGAAAAUGUCAACGUCUACAUAACGUUGGGUCUGGAUUCCAAGGCCAAGGAGGCUUUGGCCGAAGCGUCGCGCUUGACUGGAUUCGUCUACUCUCUUUCUGGUGCCCUGGGGAAGCGGACCAAGUUCCAGGAGAACAGCACAAGUCAGCUUGUGGUCCUGGCCAAGAGCGCGGCAGCAGUUGAUGACUCGCAGGCCGAGGCAGAGAAAAGCACCAAGUCAUCAGCAGCUCCCGAGACAGUGCCACUGAACGACGACACUCUUCUCGAGAAGCUUGACUUCACCGACGCGAAUGCGAAAUCCACAGAUCAGGUGGGCGUACUUGAGCCCCUACGCGGCAUAGCACCAGACAACCAGCCGCAGCUGGCUCCUCUUGAUCAGAUCAUUCUUUUGGCCGAGGCAACUCUCAAGGAUGCCUUCUCGCCUGCCGAUAGUCUUACAUCCGAGGAAAUUUUGCCCUUUGCCGAAAGGGUAGUGUCAGACAAGUCGAACAACUGGCAGAUUUAUACUCAGGCUCUCUUGGUACGAUCAAGGAUUGAGGUUCAUCGGAGUAGGACGGUUGAGAGGGGUAUCCUCCAGAUGCAGGCUGUGGUGGAUCAAGUAAUCGUCGACACAUCUGCACCAGCCCCUGCAAGCAAGAACCAAGGCGACUCCAGUGGCUCUAAAAACGACGUUCCGAGCAUCGAGAUUAGUACACCGGGGGAAUCCAAGCCAGUACCAGUUAACCAGCCUACCUCCUUCUUCCCCAAAGCGGACCCUGCGGACUCGGCUCCCGCCCACGUCCGCCUCCACUACGUCCACGCCCUCUCAUCACCGCCACGAUGGCAUCUCGAGUCCGAACUUGCAUUCUCCUGGACAUCUGUCGGGUCUAUCGUUGCUGCCCUCGACAUCUUCAAGAGAUUGCGUCUCUGGGCUGAGGUUGCGCUCUGUCUAGCUACCGCAGGUGCCCAUGGAGAGGACGACGAGGGAGGUCGUGGCCUGGGAAGUGAAGAGAAGGGCCGAGCUGUAGUGCGAUGGCGGCUAUUCCAACCGACGACCGAGGCCGCAGACAGUACUCCUGGACCAGAGGAUCUAGAUGUGGACGUAUCCGUCUUACGAGCCGCCCACUUCACCGGACCAGAGCGCGAUCCCACCCCACCGAAUGCGCCGCGUCUUUACUGCAUCCUCGGUGACCUAGAGCAGAAAUCAGAGCACUAUGAAAGAGCCUGGGAGGUCUCAGGUAGGAGGUAUGCUCGGGCACAACGUAGCUUGGGAGAAUUUCACCUCCAGCACAAAGAUUGGGAAAAGGCCAGGGAGGCCUACAUCAAGGCAACAUCGGCAAACCGCCUGAGUGCGGAGAUGUGGAGCAGACUUGGUGACAUCAACCUGAGGCUGGGACGAUUCGCUGAUGCCGCUGAGGCUUUCAGGCGAGCAAUAGCUUCAGCAUCAGGCACAGAAGGAGGCGAGGAUGCAAGGACGUGGAGCAACCUCGGCAGUGCACUCUACAGUCUACAUUGCGAAGCCGUCGAUGCGGCCAAGAAGGCGAAGCAAUCUGGAAAUGAGGAUUCUCAAGCAAGUACAGCAAAUGUUCCGGUACCCGCUCCCGAUGAGGAAGAAGAUAUCGCACUGCACACAACAACGAGUCAAGACGACGCCGUCGCCCUUCUUGCCCAAGCCUUGUCGGCCUACAAACGAGGCGCCUCCAUGGCGCACGACAACUGGCGCAUCUGGGACAAUGUUCUGACCCUCGCGGCCCGUACACGGCCUCCCGCCAUCGCCGAAAUCAUCACGGCCAUGCGUCACAUCCUGCGCGUCCGCGCGACUGAGGAUGCCGUCGACGCCGACGUGCUGAGGCUGCUCCUCGACACCGCCCUGCUCCCGAACAAGCCGGAGAUCACGCGCGGCUCGAUCCAGAAGAAUAUAGUCGACCUUUUCGAGGAGCAGGUCGCCCCGAUGAUCACGUCUCGGUCCGAGCUGUGGGGACUGAUCGGCCGAGAGCGUGCGUGGCGCGGCGACUAUGCGGGAGCCAUCGAUGCGGCCGAGAAGGGAUGGCGGGCGGCGGUGGGCGGGAGCGGAGUGGGUGUGGCCGGUGGCGGCGGCGCUUCCCUCCUCGCCCCUGGCGCUGGGGGUAGUGACAGCAAGAAGGAGAAGGCAGAUUGGAGACUGGACCAGGAAGCUUGGGAGGAGGUCGUGGCGCGGACCGACGAGCUGGUCGGGUUGCUGGAGAACUACGGUCCAGACGUAGACGCCAUCGGGACGCGGUGGAAGGGCAAGGCAAAGACUGUGAUCCGAAGUGUGCUCGGUAAGGCCAAGGAGAACUGGGAGGGCAGUGAAGGAUGGAGGACGCUUGAGGGCCUACUGGAGGGAUUACAGUCAUAG
Molecule: messenger RNA, 3054 nt
Organism: Pyricularia grisea
Lineage: Eukaryota; Fungi; Ascomycota; Sordariomycetes; Magnaporthales; Pyriculariaceae
Exons: 1
Coding region: 1-3054 (1017 amino acids)
Molecular function (GO): protein binding
Source: RefSeq, a predicted model, not a curated record